GCAAAAUGAAUACUCCAAAUCGUAGUGAAGAUGAUUUUCCAGGGAAAUACAGAUCGAACAGAGAGUACCUUGAAACUAUUGACCCAGCUGAGCUACAAAGACAGUAUGAUGAAGAGCAAUAUCACCAAAACUUCAUCCUCUUCGGUCAUAGUAAGAUAGCAACAACUGCUGAUGAAGCUGUUCAAGGAGAGAAAAGACCAGUCUUAAUAACCUGCCCCAUCUGAGGAAAGAAGGAUAAAACUGUGUUGAAAUAGGGUCAAAUCGCCCUUACAAUGGUGAAUCUGCUUCCUUUGCUGCAUUUUAAUUGUAUGAAUCCCAUGCUGUUGGGUCCCCUUUAAGAUAAAAGGAUUGUUCGCUUAUAGGCAUCAGUGAGCACACUGAAAUUACUUCAUCGGUAAAGCAAUCUAGUCUAGAGCUUUUGUUCAGGUCAAAUUUCAAUCUGGCUCCCUUAAGAGGG
This is a messenger RNA of Moneuplotes crassus, 457 nucleotides long. Lineage: Eukaryota; Ciliophora; Spirotrichea; Euplotida; Euplotidae. The record is from the annotation of a GenBank genome assembly.